UCUUCUUCUUCCCUGCCUCUUACCUCAUCAAAUCCUCUGCUCCAUUUCUCUAUCCCCCCCCACCCCAUGAUUCUCCCCUUCUUCAAAUUUAUACAAACAAUCCCAUUUUAAUGGAACUCAAUCACCUUAAUCAACAUCCAAUUUCCACUCCUUACAUUCCUACCAUUCUCAAGCAUUCCAAAAUCAAACAACCCAUCAAUCCUAUUUCUUCUUCUUCUUCUUCUUCUUCUUCUUCUUCUUCUUCCUACUCCUCUUCAUCUUCUUCCUCUUCCUCUAAAAUGGCUGACCAAAUACCCAAAUCUCAACCAACUCAACCCCACAAGAAACAAGUUCGAAGAAGACUUCAUACCAGUCGACCCUAUCAAGAACGCUUGUUGAAUAUGGCGGAAGCCAGAAGGGAGAUUGUCACUGCGCUUAAGUAUCACCGGGCCGCCAUGAAAAAGGCUGCUGCCGCCGCCGCCAAUUCCACUGGCACCUCUCCGCAGUCGCCGGUGGAGGAGUCAUCCCCUGUCAGAUCCCAAGAAGGGAAGAUCAAACCCAGGAAAAUCCCUAAAUCCUCAACUACUGCAGAGAGAAACAGAGAAACACCACAGAGUAACUUCAAAUGUUAUAAUAAUAACAAUUUGAAGAAUUUGUGUUACGAUCCAUCGAUGAUGAUGAUGAUGAAUUGUUCGUUACCUAGUUGGUCGUCGGUGGAAGGAAAUAAUAACAUCGUGGACAUUGUAUUACCAGAGCAAACUCUUGGGUUGAAUCUAAACUUGCAGGAUUUCAAGAAUUUGGAUGCGAAUCUGUUUUCAAACAGUAGCGUGUCGGUUUCGGGUUCGACAUCGACAUCGAUAGGAAGGGAUCAGGAACAGGAAAGAGGGGGCGGAGGAGGGGGGAUGCACGUGGCAGUGGGGGAGGAGGAGAUGGCGGAGAUGAGAACGAUAGGGGAGAAACAUGAGAUGGAAUGGAGUGAUAAGAUGAGUAUGGUGAAAUCGGCAUGGUGGUUGAGGUUUAUGAAGAUGGGGAAAAAGCAAGAGGAAGAAGAUCAGGAAGAUCAAUCAGAAGGGUUUGGAUAUGGAUAUGGAGAUCCGUUUGAUCAGAUAUUGGAGUUUCCAGAUUGGAUGAACAAUGGAAAUGAGAAUUGUUUUGAAGAAGAGCAAUUAAUGUUGAAUGAUUAUUCCCAGUUCUUCCAUCACGAUCAUCCUUCUGCUCUUCCUUGUAUGGACAUUGGAGAGUUUGAAGGCAUGGAUGGGGAGUGGUUAGCUUGAAAAAAGAUUUGAUUGUUUUUUACUAAUCAAAUCUACACAAACUUUUUUUUUUUUUUAAUUUUUUAUUUUUUUAAUAUAUAUAUUAUAUUAUAUAUGUUAUAUAUAUUUCAAUUUUGGUAGUUUUAGAGUCCAAAGUUAUAGUAAUAAAAGAUGUUAAAAACAGUUGCUUUAUAAAGUAGGUAAGCAAUGGAGUUCAAAUUCAAUAAGGGAGAAACAACUUUUGUUUUUCCCUUUUUCUAAAUCUUCCUUUCUUGUUUUUACAUUCAAAUCUUAUUUCUUUGUAGUUACCUGUCUCUCUGCUAUCCUCUCAAUAAAAUCACAUCCUUAGCUUAUCAAAAUAUAGUCGAAUAGGUAAUCAAAAUAUAGUCGAAUAGGUAAGACAUAUGUUCGAUCUAGAUAUUGUACAGUAAAAAGAUAUAAUAAGUAAGAUGUAUGUCCAAUCUAGACAUCAUAUUCAAAGAGUUUGAAGACCCGGAGUAAAAUGAUUAUAAACAAAAUAACAAUCGAUUUAAGCAAACAAUAUUUGUGAAUAUUAUAAUCCCAAAAUAUAUCUUACAGUAGAGGCUAAUUUGGACCUUUAAUUUUAUCACAUAGUAUAAAACCUUGAUUAUAACUUUUUUGAUUAAUUAAUUAAUUAAUAAAAGACAGAAUAAUAAUUGAAACAUUUCUUAUAAUUAAUUAAAAAGUAUUAGCCAUAUAUAUCUUGAGAAAUCUCAUCAGUAUAGCUAAUGCUGAAGGUGGAAACACAUUGACGCUUGUAAAAACGUGUAGUGUCCUUCAUGACUUGAAUUUCAUUUGAGAUUUGUUGAAGCAUUUUGUGAACGGUUGGAAGUUUGAAGCCAUCAUCCGCCAGUUUUGCGAGCCAUUUGCACCGUAACUCACCGGUUCGAAGGUUCGAUACACUCUCAAGAUAUCCCACAAACGCCAUGUUUGGUAUCAGUGGAUGAAUCACUCCUCUGUUUCAUAAAUGGAGCAAAUAAUAAUAAUAGAAACCAAAUAAAAAGGAAAGUGAUCAGAAAGAGGAAUGGUAAAUUAAUUUUGUACCUAUACAAAGGGAUGAUAUCAGAAGAAUCAACCAAAAGGGUAUUAAAAGGAUGAGGCAACAAAGAUCGAAGCUUUAGCUUGCCUUGAAAACCAGUGUUGAGAAUCACAACAUCAGCUUCUAAUUUAGUACUGUUGUCAUCUUCUUCGUCAAAUUCAACUCCACCACUCCAAAACCACCAUUUUCUUGUCUUCUUAAACGCAAUCUUCCCUUUAUCUGCUUCCUCAAAGAAACUAUUUGGCAUAAUAGCCAUUUGACAAGA
This is a messenger RNA of Cucumis melo (muskmelon), 2557 nucleotides long. RefSeq lists its product as uncharacterized. The record is from RefSeq and is a predicted model, not a curated record. The transcript has 2 exons. The coding region runs from base 111 to 1253 and encodes 380 amino acids. NCBI's taxonomy places the organism in Eukaryota, Viridiplantae, Streptophyta, Magnoliopsida, Cucurbitales, Cucurbitaceae.